This is a messenger RNA of Pipistrellus kuhlii (Kuhl's pipistrelle), 2435 nucleotides long. It is a transcript of the gene CRTC3, whose product is annotated as CREB regulated transcription coactivator 3. The record is from RefSeq and is a predicted model, not a curated record. The transcript is spliced from 15 exons. Bases 212 to 2137 code for a protein of 641 amino acids. Lineage: Eukaryota; Metazoa; Chordata; Mammalia; Chiroptera; Vespertilionidae. Gene Ontology annotation, molecular function: cAMP response element binding protein binding. Gene Ontology annotation, biological process: positive regulation of transcription by RNA polymerase II; protein homotetramerization. Gene Ontology annotation, cellular component: nucleus; cytoplasm.
GCGGGGCCAGCGCGCAGGGGCAGACCUCGCGCGCUCCCGGCCGCUCGCUGGCUCUGGGGCCGCGGCGGCUCCUCAGCGGGGUCGCGCCGGAGGAAGGCCCUCGGGCGGCCUGCGGACUGACAGACGGACCGACCGACCGACCGACGGGUGUGGGCCGAGCCGCCAGGCCCCCGCGCCCGCCGUCUCCACUCUGCCAACGCCGGGCCGCGCUAUGGCCUCUUCGCCGGGCUCGGGCAGCGCCAACCCGCGGAAGUUCAGUGAGAAGAUCGCGCUGCACACGCAGCGCCAGGCCGAGGAGACGCGGGCCUUCGAGCAGCUCAUGACGGACCUCACCCUGUCGCGGGUUCAGUUUCAGAAGCUUCAGCAACUGCGCCUGACACAGUACCACGGCGGGUCCUUGCCCAACGUGAGCCAGCUGCGGAGCAGUGCGUCGGAAUUCCAGCCGUCCUUUCAUCAGGCCGACAGCGUGCGGGGCACCCGCCACCACGGGCUGGUGGAGCGGCACUCCAGGACCCGCUUCCACCCCCUCCACCGGCGGCCUGCGGACAAGCCCGGGCGGCAGUUUGAUGGUAGCACUUUCGGAGCCAAUUACUCCUCACAGCCCCUGGAUGAGAGUUGGCCAAGGCAGCAGCGUCCUUGGAAGGAAGAAAAGCAUCCUGGCUUCAGGCUGACAUCUGCGCUGAACAGGACCAAUUCUGAUUCUGCUCUUCACACGAGUGCUCUAAGCACCAAGCCCCAGGACCCCUAUGGAGGAGGGGGCCAGUCGGCCUGGCCGGCCGCAUACAUGGGUUUCUGCGACGGUGAGAACAAUGGACUCGGGGAAGGUACGGAUUGGCCUGGCCACUGGGCUGGGCGGGAUGCCGACGGCAGUUCAUGUGACCUCCUUUCAACAUCGAUGUCUUUCCCGGGUUCGUUGAAAGAAGAGAAUUUGUUGAACGUUCCCAAGCCACUGCCGAAGCAGCUGUGGGAGACCAAGGAGGUCCAGUCGCUGUCCGGGCGCCCUCGAUCCUGUGAUGUCGGCGGUGGCGGCGCUUUUCCACACAACAGUCCCAACAUGGGCCUGUCCCCCUUCCUGGGGACCCUGAACACCGGGGGGUCCCUGCCGGACCUAACCAACCUCCACUACUCGGCGCCGCUGCCCGCCUCCCUGGAUGCCGGCAACCCCCUCUUCGGCGGCAUGAGCAUGGGGAACAGCGUGGGCAAUCUCCCUGCUGCUAUGACUCACCUGGGCAUCAGAAGCUCCUCUGGUCUCCAGAGCUCCCGGAGCAACCCCUCCAUCCAGGCCACCCUCAACAAGACGGCGCUCUCCUCCUCCCUGAACUGCCACCCGCAGACACCGCCCAGCGCCUCUGCCCUGCACCCGUCCCUGCGCCUCUUUUCCCUCAGCAACCCGUCCCUCCCCACCACCACCCUGAGCGGCCCCUCCCGGCGCAGGCAGCCGCCCGUCAGCCCGCUCACGCUCUCUCCUGGCCCCGAGGCUCAUCAGGGUUUCAGCAGACAGCUCUCCUCCACCAGCCCCAUGAACCCCUACCCCGCCUCGCAGAUGGUGUCCUCUGACGGGAGCCCGCUCUCCUUCCUGCCCACAGAGGCUCAAGCUCAAGUGUCCCCGCCUCCCCCGUACCCCAGGCCCCAGGAGCUCCCCCAGCCUCUCCUGCAGCAGCCCCACGCCCAGGAGCCCCCUGCUCAGCAGCCUCAGGCGGCCCCGUCCCUGCCACAGCCGGACUUCCAGCUCCUCACGGCCCAGGGCUCGUCUCUGACCAGCUUCUUCCCGGAUGUGAGCUUUGACCAGCAGUCCAUGCGGCCCAGCCCAGCUUUCACCCAGCAGGUCCCCCUGGUGCAGCACGGCCCCCAGGAGCCACAGGACGCGUUUCAUUUGAGACCAAACGUGUAUUCCAACUGCGGGAAUUUCCCCAACGCCCUCCUGUCAGAAGACGCAAGCUCUGGCCUGUUUCGAGACCUGGGCGGCGAGCUGGAGGGCAUGCCCGAGGUCAGUCUGAACAUGGACGCCGCAUUCCCGCUGGAAGAAGAGCUUCAGAUCGAGCCCCUGAGCCUGGACGGACUCAACAUGCUCAGUGACUCCAGCAUGGGCCUGCUCGACCCCUCCGUCGAAGAGACGUUUCGAGCCGACCGACUGUGACCAGAAGGGACCGGGGCGGAAUGAUUUAUACCUGAACAGCUAACGUGAAACGGAACAGGAUGGAGCCCGCGACACCCCCGGCUUUGGUUACCCCGGGCUUCUGGCAUGGAAAGAACCAAUUGCACGGCUCCCAGCUUUCUGAUGAGGUCCCACCUCAUCCCAGCGACUCUUCCUGGACCCCAGAGCGAGGCCCCGCCUCUCGGGCCUGCGGUGCAGGCUCAUUCGGAACUUCCAGCGAGCUGGUCAUCACCGUGACCCAUCACCCAGCUGGUCAGCUUGUGUGGCUCAGUGGAUAGAG